Molecule: messenger RNA, 3674 nt
Organism: Spinacia oleracea (spinach)
Lineage: Eukaryota; Viridiplantae; Streptophyta; Magnoliopsida; Caryophyllales; Amaranthaceae
Exons: 5
Coding region: 309-3356 (1015 amino acids)
Source: RefSeq, a predicted model, not a curated record
UACCCUGGCAUAACAUGCGCACAUGGUGUACUGGAUAAACCCUCAACCCUUUCUCCUUUCCCCCUCCACAUCCGUGACUUGUUCUGCUCACUCGCUCACUCGCUCACUCGACUCACUCGACUCACUCGUUCACUCGCUUUUGACUCAACUCACUAGUACAGCAAAAAAAGACUGCAAAAUUGGCCGCAUUUUUUCUCCUUAUUUCAUUUCUCACUAUCUUAUUCAGCUAUCUUUCUCUCUCCUCUUCCUUUUUUUGUCUUUUUUUUCCCUCUACUAGUUUCCAUCAUUUUCUCUCUCUGGUCGGAAUAAUGGAAACCCAAGAUCACUUAAAGCCUAAACAAUCAGGGAUUGAAGGGAGUAGUGGAAGUGUCCAUGUUUGUCAUAAAUGUGGAUGGCCCUUUCCAAAACCACACCCUAGUGCUAAGCACAGGAGAGCUCAUAAGAGGGUAUGUGGAACCAUUGAUGGAUAUAAGCUGGAUAUUGAUGCACAAGACAAAACCCAUUUGAUGGAGGGUUCUGAUGGUGAACAUGUCUCUGAUGAUGAACUAAAAACCCCAAGUGCUAAAGUUGUGGAGACUACUAUAAGCAGGAGGAGUAACAGUGGAGUUGGUAGUAGAUCAAGUAGGUCAACCAGAUCAGAAGAUGAAGUGUUUACUGAUGCUGUCACGGAUUUUAUUGAUACUCCAAGUCCUGGAGAGGCUUCAGAUGGCAUACAACGGUUCUAUUCGAUGCAACGUGUAACUCAGAAUGAUUUGGAUGACAUUAAACAUGCUGCAGAUAAGGCCGAAGCUGAUAGUUUAUCUGCGCGGAGUAUAUUUCUCAACGACAAUCAGGAUCAUGUCCGACCUGUUCAAAAAUUGGAAGGUGAAAAUGACAGAGUAGAACCUGGUGUCCUCUUCCAGGAUCAUAUCCCCAGUUCCACCUUUGGUCCAGCUCUGUCCUCUCAUUCAAUUACAUUAGAAAAUGAGAAUGAAGGUGACACAGCGAAUGAAAUUAUUUCAAGUACGGAGAAGUCGGAACUUAGGACCUCAUAUAAUGAAACAACUGAGGAAGCCUCCGAAGAUGUUUCUGUGUUGAGAGAUGUGGAUGAAGAAAUUGUAGUUCCUGUCUCUGCUAGUGGAAUAGCAAAGUCGGUGAUGGAAACUACCGGUUCUGAAAACAAUAUUGAAUGCUCUCAGGCAGUGGAGCAUCCUGCUGAAGUUAUUGAUCCUGCAAAUGGAAGUUCAACCAAGCCGAGUGAUGUGAUAGUAGAUUAUGGCUCAAAGUCUGAAGCUGAUGCAGAUGUCUAUGUUCUAGCUGUUCCUGAUGCUCUACUUCUGCAAGAACAUCCCGAGAUAGCAGUUGAAGAUUUAGACCACAAAAGAAGUAAGUUCAACACAUUAAUGACCCUAGGCUCUGGUACGGGAACUGGAAAUGCAGAAUAUGGUGAAUAUGGUAUAGCCCAUGCUGCAGAGGAAGUUUUCUCUGGUAUUGAUCUUACCAAGACAAGUGACAGUAAGAAAGUCUAUUCUGAAGGUGAUGUCCUUGAAAGUUUUGAUGCCAUGGAGAAUAAGCUGAACCAGUAUGUUGGGCACAAAUCUAUAUCUGAGCAAAACCCUGUUGGUGAGGAGCCAGUUCAAUUACCCGAUGUUGAGGUUUCUGAUGGUCACAUAAGUGAAGUCAGGAGUGUAGUGUCUGACUUCAAGACUGAAAAUUUGGAAGAACAAAUUAGCAAUGCUGAAGAGCAGAAACCUAUUGUUGCAUUGAAUAAUGUCUUUCCUGAAGGUGAUAGUUCUGCUGUUGUUAAUAAUCCGGAGUUUACCAUAAAUGAAGCUACCAACACAGAGCAUGUGGUUCUACAAGAAAGUGAUGAUAUUGAAGUGUCAGGGAGUUUAUUGCUGCCUUCUGAUGUUGACAUAAGUGAAUUCAGGAGUGAAGUAUUUUCUGACUUCAAAACUGAAAAUUUGGAAGAAAAAAGUUUUAGCUGUGCUGAAGAGCAGAAACCCACUAUUGCAAUGAAUAAUGUCUUUCCCGAAAGUGCUAGUUCUGUUGCCGCUGAUAAUGCGGAGUUUACCUCAAAUGGAGCUUCCAGCACACGUAAUGGUGUUAAAAAUAACACAGAACAUGUGGUUUUACAUAAUAUUGACGACAGUGAAGUCUCAGGGAGUUUAUUAUUGGCUGAACAUGCUAUUAAUGUCAUUCCACCGCAGUUUAAAGAGCUAAGCAAUAUCCAUGAUAUCAGUGAUACCGGUAAUGAUGAAACCAUUGGAGUUGUACAAACUCAUUUGGAUGGAAGUGAGAUAAGGAGUGGAGUCGAGGAUAAUGUGGCUGUGAAUGCUGAAACUGCACCUGGUUUUGGGUCGAAUGCAGCUGGAUCUCGUGAUGGCAUUCAUGAGCCAUUUGAGGUUGAUAGAUUUCAUGAUCAUGUUAAUUCAGAAGAUUCUGGGGAUGUGUUCGUAGGUCAUUCACUACCCAUGGUAGAGAGCACUGGUGGUAGUUCAGCAGGGGCAGAGUUUAUAGGUGAAGAAGGUCCAGGUUCAAUCUCAAAGACGAAAUCAACUGAUGCCUCAGAAGUUUGUGACGAUGCUCAGUGUUCUUUGCAAAGCUCUGCUGCUGUCAAUGACACCUGCAUGAAAAAGUUUACAGAGGAUGCUUCUGGCGUGGUUGAUGGUGAUAGGGUUGUUAAGCCGCAUAUUGCUAUUUCAGGAGCUGAUAUCCUCCCUGAUUCAAGUAGCCAAACUGAUAGUCUGGAAGGCAACUGGGGAUCUGUCUCAGUUAUGUCUGCAGUAUCAGACACACCACCUGCCAAUGACACUCCUGCAUCAAACCAAUCCGCUGCAAAAGAUCAUGAGCUGAAACCUAUGAUGGAGAGUCAAAACUCUGAGAGUAAAAAGCCAGUUGAACCCCACAGUGCGAUUGGAGCAAUAGAAGGCGUAUCUGAGAUUCAGACGUUAGAAGAGCAGAAAGAGAAUAAAAAGACUUCUUGGUCGUCGUCAGUUGCUCACGUGGAUAAUGCACCACAUGGAGGAAAAAGGAAUGAGGAGAUUAUUGCCAAGGUAACUAACUGGAGCACUGAAAAACAACAUAUGCCUUUGAAAGCCCUUUUGGGAGAAGCCACUGCUAGAAGUAGAGCAGAAUCACCAAUUCACACUCUCCAAAGUGAUGAAACCUCAGUAGCAAACAAUGGUAAUUCAAAGUCAGAAAAUGUGAUUCUUAGUUCAGACAACCCCACUUCGGAGGCUUCCAAGGAAGAGAUGGGAAAGGAAUGGAAUUCUCCAGCAAGGUAUCCGGUGAACAUCAAGACAGAGAAGAGGAAAGGCAAGAGCAAACCAUACUGGGCGCCUUUUCUUUGCUGUUCAUCCGUCAAUGCUAGGUAGUAGUAUAGCUGUUAAAUGAAACAGAACGACUUGAAACACAUUUGAGGAACAAUUGAAGACUGGUUAGCUAAAGUUUAUUUGAUAAUUAGAAUGCUUGUUUAAUGUGCACAUGUUUAGGGGUUGUAAAAGAUGUCUAUAUGUUGGACUUUAAAGCCUAAAUACUCUUGGUUGGGGUAUUUAGUUCAGAACUUCAGACCAUUGUUACAUAGUGAGGAUUUGCAGAGCAGAAUAUUUGUUGUUUUGGCUGUGUUAAGAAACUGGAGCAUUUGAUGUAUUUUCACCAGAUUUGCAGAGCAGAACUCGUGAACUUUUAGUGUA